AAUAAUAAUUAUUUUUUAAUAAAUGUCCUGCUAGUGGCACUUGUUCGGUCAUUGGGUAUUCGGUAAAAUAUAUACAACAUAGAUCUAUCUUCUGCUGUUUCGGUCGUGCGUAGCCUGUGUCGAAAUUUAACCGACACAUUGAAAUUGGCUAUGCUUCGCAAAUUUUUAUAAUUUCCAAUUUAUGUUUUCUUCACAUACACACACAUUUAAAUGAAUUAACAUGAUAGAUAUUUGUAUCAAACUCGCUGUAUGAGACGAGAACGGAAGGAUCUCUUUUGUCAAGUUAACAGUCUCCGAUUGAACGGCGAACAUGUAAUGCCACAUGUCACAGCCGGACGCGACAGAUUUUUGUAUUAUAUUCGCUUUUAAAAUUGCACGAAAUAGUUUGUGUAUCCCUUGUGCAAAUUCCCUUGUCGCUUUUUUUCCGAUCUCCUUCGCCGCCCUUCCGCGGUUUCCUUCGGUCCGCGAAUCCGGUUUACACUUUCUGCGUCCACGUGUCAAAAUUUUGACACGUUCCAAAUUCCAGCGCACAUGAACACGGGACAACACGUAUGUCACCUGCCGCCGAACGAACUCAGCAAUUGAUCGCGAACAAGAUUCCAUCCCAAGUUCUCGUCCCAAAUCUAAAAAUUCUCGAGUCGAUAACUGCUGAAGUCAAAUUAUCGUUAUCAAGAUCAGCACGAGAUCUCCGUCUAACCUUUUCGCGCGUCGCUAAAUUUGCAGGAAACAAUUUGUUCCCAAUUGAUUCAUUGAAAAAAAAAUAGUUUUAAUGUCGUGAUUUCUCGUGUAAAUCUCGUCGCGGGAUUUCAAACGCACCCAGUCGUUCAUUAUUGAUAUGGAUGCGGAGCCAAGCACCAGUAACCGAAAGCCCGAGAAAUGCGACGUAAAUAACAACCAGCGCUUGAUAGCCGAAAGCGGCGGUCGGUGCAUGAGCACUCAGGCGAUGCAAUCGCUCUACGAUUUCCGACAAAAUAAUUUGCUGUGCGACGCGGUGUUGCGACUGGAGGACGGCGGUGUUUUUCCGAUUCACCGAGCCAUACUCUCAGCAUGCAGUACUUAUUUCAGAGCGUUGUUCACAACGACGCUGCAUUCGCGCGAAAAGACCGACGUUCUUCUGCCGGGUGUGACAAGUCCAAUAAUGAAUCUCUUGCUGGAAUACGCGUAUCUAAGAUCCAUCGACGUGAAUCGUGAAAAUGUGUGCGAAUUGUUGACGACGGCCGAUUACCUGAGCAUUCUGGGCGUGCUCGACUUGUGCUGCGACUAUCUGAGGGAUAACUUGGCGCCGGAAAACUGCAUCGGAGUGAUGAGAUUCGCUCGUCAGCAUUUUUGCAAGAAGCUGGAAAACGACGCUUAUCGUUACAUUGUCGGACACUUCGUUGAGGUAUCUCAGAGAAACGAGGAAAUUCUGCACCUGCCCAUCGAGAAACUGAAGCCGCUGGUCGGCGCCGACGAGUUGAAUGUCAAAAGCGAGCAAACGGUGUGGGAACUGGUUCUGCGAUGGAUCAAUCACGAUCCGGAAAACAGAAAGGAACACAUAGUCGAUCUGAUGAAGAACAUCAGACUGGGUCUCUUGGACACGCAGUUUUUUCUGGAGAACGUCAAGGAUCAUCCGUACGUUGUGGGCAACGACGCCUGCAGACCGAUCAUAAUCGAGACCCUGAAAUUCCUGUACGAUCUGGAAAUGAUCACGCAGAAAGACGGAGAGGUGCCGACGCCGGAGAUCGCGCGGCCUAGAGUCCCGCACGAGAUAUUGUUUGCCAUUGGUGGUUGGAGCGGCGGUUCCCCGACGAAUUACAUCGAGACGUACGACACGCGGGCGGAUCGAUGGAUUCCGAUCAGCGAAACGGAUCCGACUGGUCCGCGAGCUUAUCACGGACUCGCGGUGGUUGGCUUCGACAUCUACGUCAUUGGGGGAUUCGAAGGGGUCGAUUACUUCAACAGCUGCCGUUGCUUCAACGCGGUGACCAAGGUGUGGCGAGAGGUUGCACCCAUGAACGCCAGAAGAUGUUACGUUAGCGUGGCGGUUUUGAACAACUUGGUCUACGCGAUGGGUGGCUACGAUGGCUACCACCGGCAGAAAACAGCGGAACGUUACAAUUACAAAACGAAUCAGUGGUCUCUCAUCGCGCCGAUGAACGUGCAGAGAUCUGACGCCAGUGCGACUACUUUGAACGACAAAAUAUAUAUCACGGGAGGUUUCGACGGUCACGACUGCAUGAACACGGCCGAGGUGUACGAUCCGACCACUAAUCAGUGGACUAUGAUAACCGCAAUGAGGUCACGUAGGAGCGGCGUUUCGUGCAUAUCUUAUCACGGCUGUGUUUACGUUAUUGGCGGCUUCAAUGGAAUAUCGAGAAUGUGCAGCGGAGAGAAAUAUAAACCUUCCACAAAUACCUGGAGCAAUAUUCCCGAUAUGUACAAUCCACGUAGCAACUUCGCCAUCGAAGUCAUCGACGACAUGAUCUUCGCGAUUGGGGGCUUUAACGGUGUAACUACAACGUAUCAGGUGGAAUGUUACGACGAAAAGACAAACGAGUGGUACGAAGCGACUGACAUGAAUAUAUGUAGAUCAGCGCUAUCAGCCUGCGUUAUCACAGGUCUUCCGAACGUGUACGACUACAUACACAAGCAUCGCGAGCGACUGAUGGAAGAAAAGCGUCAAAAGCUGCUGGCUCACGAAAUACGUCGGACACAAUAUCAGCAGCAACAGGAGCAGGAGCAAAUACGACAGAAUUUACAAAUAACUCAAGUUAUAGGACCGCCACCGCCGCCGCCGCCGCCGCCGCCGCCUCUGCCACGAAACGAAACUGACACCAACAAUAAUCGCCGACGUUAAAGUCCACGUUUGAUCAUUAAAUCGUUCACGCAACAUUUGCCUUAAUCGACCGGUGAUGCAAAUUUCGGAUUAUCGCAACCCACGGCCAGACGAGAGAAAACCACAUUCUGUCUCCAAUCAACACUGUCAAAGGGGCGAUGUUAAAUGAUGUUCGACGUUUUCGUCUACCCAUGAGUAGACUAUUUUUUGACCGUCAUUUACUUAGCUUUGUUAAAUAUUUUUUCAUAUGUCUAUAUAGAAUCUUUUUGCGACAAGUUUACACGUAUUAUGUUAUGUUCUGUGACAUUAUCUUGACUGACGUGAAAACACUUUUGAUAAGUAAAAUAAACCAGGAUUUCUACACAUAUAUUGGACUACCUGCGACUAAUACGCGUAUGUGUUUUUGCACAUAAAAAUGUAUAAGAGAGACGACAAAUGCUAAAAUCGGGUAAAAGAAAAAAAAUAAAAACGAAAUUCUAUUAAACAAAACUGGCAUGAUAAAACGUGAUAAAUUGCCUGUCUCGCAGUGUUCGCGUACUAAUUUUUUAAAUAUGACACCGCAUACGUGUAGCAAAAUAAGAAACAAAAU
Pseudomyrmex gracilis is the source of this 3404-nucleotide messenger RNA. It is a transcript of the gene klhl10, whose product is annotated as kelch-like protein 10. Gene Ontology annotation, molecular function: protein binding. The record is from RefSeq and is a predicted model, not a curated record. NCBI's taxonomy places the organism in Eukaryota, Metazoa, Arthropoda, Insecta, Hymenoptera, Formicidae. The transcript is spliced from 9 exons. Bases 836 to 2836 code for a protein of 666 amino acids.